This is a messenger RNA of Aspergillus versicolor CBS 583.65, 1119 nucleotides long. RefSeq names its product aldehyde dehydrogenase family protein. Bases 1 to 1119 code for a protein of 372 amino acids. Gene Ontology annotation, molecular function: aldehyde dehydrogenase (NAD+) activity. The transcript has 4 exons. The record is from RefSeq and is a predicted model, not a curated record. NCBI's taxonomy places the organism in Eukaryota, Fungi, Ascomycota, Eurotiomycetes, Eurotiales, Aspergillaceae.
AUGUACAUCUUACAUCGCAUCAACGGCCACGACAUCGCCGGGGUUACCUCACUGGCCACGGACACCCACUUGAACCUGACAUUAAAGCAGCCGUAUGGCGUCACAGCGGCCAUCAUCCCAUGGAACGUUUCCUUGAUCAUGAUGUGCAUGAAGAUCGGGCCCUCGCUAAUCGCCGGAAACACGCUGGUGCUGAAGUCGUCGGAGAAGUCUCCGCUGACUUCUCUCCUCUUUGCUCGUCUUGCCAAGCAGGCUGGGCUGCCAAUCGGAGUUCUGAACAUCCUGUCGGGCCUUGGGAAGCCCUGCGGCGACUGCCUUGCUCGCCAUAUGAAGAUCCGCAAGAUCUCGUUUACGGGGAGUGCACACACGGGCAAGCUUGUUCAGAAAGCGGCCGCUGAAUCAAACCUAAAGGACUGCACGCUCGAACUGGGAGGGAAGAGCCCCUUGGUAGUUUUCGCAGAUGCCGACCUGGAAAAGGCUGCCCAGGCCGCCGCAUUUUCCGUCAUGUUCAAUUCUGGCCAGAUCUGCAUGGCCAGUACCAGAGUCUACGUGCAUAGGUCGGUGGCCGCCCGGUUUCUCACGGUGUACAAGGAUAAGAUCCUUCAAGUGAGAGGCCAUGCUGGUGAUCCUCUAGACCCCAAGACGACAUCCGGUCCAGUGGCAGAUCGCCAACAGUUCAACUCGAUCAAGGCGAUGCUGGAGGGAGCGAAGCAGCAAGCAUGCUGCUUUUCCAUGGGAGAUGUUCCGUCUGAAGGGACGGGCUGCUUUGUCGAUCCGGUGGUUAUCUGGGAUCCGCCAAAGAGCAGCGAUAUUGUGCGGAAGGAAGUGUUUGGACCCGUUGCGUGCGUCAUUCCGUUCGACUCUGAAGACGAGGCGAUAUCGCAAGCAAAUGAUUCCGAGUUCGGCUUAUACGCCAGUGUUUUCACGCGGGAUACCUCGCGCGGUCUGCGGUUUGCCAAAGACUUCGAGGCUGGAACCAUUGGCAUCAACACUACCUCGCCGUAUCAUUGCGAGAACCUUCCAAUUGGCGGAACCAAAGGCUCUGGGACCGGCAGGGAACUCGGCUCGGAAGGGCUUGAUAUCUGGACAGAGACCAAGACUGUGUUUGUUGAUCUGAGCUGA